Epinephelus lanceolatus (giant grouper) is the source of this 2316-nucleotide messenger RNA. The record is from RefSeq and is a predicted model, not a curated record. NCBI's taxonomy places the organism in Eukaryota, Metazoa, Chordata, Actinopteri, Perciformes, Serranidae.
UACUUCAUAGUUAUGACCUUCCUUUCUUCUUCCCCUGUUCUUUCAGCACACCAUUGUACCACUUCUACAGCUUCUUCUGUGGCGGCUCUCAAAAUUGGGAUUACAAAGACAGCCAAUGAUACUGGUUUUCCUCUCAGACCUGUGAAGAUGAGUGAUUUGGAGGAAGAGGAGGGCAGAGCAGAGCCUCCAGUAUCCAGCUGUCUGUCGAUGAAGAGUGAUGAGACCAAAGGAAAUCCUCCACUGUUCAGUAAUGAACCUGGACCCUCAGACACAAAAGACAAGAAGAGGAGUCUUGUUUUUGUGGAGGAGUGGCUAUCCUGCUGUGCUUUGUGUCAGGAUGUCCUGAGGGAUCCAGUCUCUACCAGCUGUGAACACUGGUUCUGCAGACAGUGCAUCACCUCAUACUGGGACCAGUCUGCUUCAUCAGGAGACUCCUCCUGUCCCCAGUGUGUAAAAAGAUCCAGAACAAGAGCUAGACUGCAGACAGCCAGUCAGACCAGCACAGUUCAAACAGAUGUUUGUCUGCAGGAGGUUUUAGAUGAACAUAAGAUCGUUCUGAAGAGGAGAUGUGAAUGUGUGACUGAGGGAACUGAUGAAACAGGAAGUGGAACCCUCCUCAACAGGAUCUACACUGAGCUCUACAUCACAGAGGGACAGAGUGAAGAGGUUAAUACCCAACAUGAGGUUUGGCGGCUUGAGACAGUUUCCAAGAUGAAGACCCUUCAUGACACUCCAAUCAAAUGUCACAACAUCCUUAAAGCCUUUCCUGACCAACAGGAACACAUCAGAGUCAUUCUGACCAAAGGCGUUGCUGGCAUUGGAAAAACCUUCACAGUGCAGAAGUUCACUCUGGACUGGGCAGAGGGUUUGGAAAACCAAGAUGUCAGUCUGGUGAUUCUGCUUUCGUUCAGGGAGCUGAACUUGAUCAAAGAUGAGCAGUACAGUCUUCUCAAGCUGCUCCAUGUUUUCCAUCCCACAUUACAGAAAGUCAAGGCAGAGGACCUCGCUGUCUGUAAAGUUCUGUUCAUCUUUGACGGCCUGGAUGAAAGCAGACUUUCAUUGGAUUUCCACAACAAUGAGGUUGUGUCUGAUGUCACACAGGAGUCAUCAGUCAACUUGCUGUUGACAAACCUCAUUGAGGGGAAUUUGCUUCCCUCAGCUCUAGUCUGGAUAACUUCCCGACCUGCAGCGGCCAAUCAGAUCCCUCCUGCAUGUGUUGACAGGGUAACAGAAAUAUGAGGCUUCACUGAUGCCCAGAAGGAGGAGUACUUCAGGAGGAGAGUCAGUGAUGAAGAGCUCUCCAGCAGAAUCAUCUCACACAUCAAGACUUCCAGGAGCCUCCAUACCAUGUGUCUAAUCCCAGUCUUCUGCUGGAUCACUGCUACAGUUCUGGAUCACAUGUUGACCACAGAGCAAAGAGGAGAGCUGCCAAAGACCCUGACUGACCUGUACUCACACUUCCUGCUGGUUCAGACAAAGAGGAAGAAGCAGAAGUAUGAUGAGGGACAUGAGACGUGUCCACAGGAGCUGACAGAGGCAGACAGGGACAUUCUCCUGAAGCUGGGGAGGCUGGCGUUUGAACAGCUGGAGAAAGGAAACAUCAUGUUCUACCAGGAAGACCUGGAGCAGUGUGGUCUUGAUGUCACAGAGGCCUUGGUGUACUCAGGAGUUUGUACAGAGAUCUUCAAAAGAGAGAGUGUGAUCUUCCAGAAAUCAGUCUACUGCUUUGUUCAUCUGAGCGUUCAGGAGUUUCUGGCUGCAGUCUACAUGUUCCACUGUUACACCAACAGGAAGACAAAGGUACUUGAGGACUUCUUGGGGAAAGGCUGGAUAUAUAAAAACCGUGACUCAUCUCUAGAUGUCUUCCAGAGGAGGGUCAUGGAGAAAUCCCUUGAAAGUAAAAAUGGUCAUCUGGACCUGUUUGUUCGCUUCCUUCAUGGUCUCUCUCUGGAGUCCAACCAGAGAUUGUUAGAAGGUCUCCUGGGUCAGACUGACAACUGUACAGAAAUCACCCAGAGAGCCACCAACAAUCUAAAAAAGAGGAGGACCAAAAUCUCUCCUGACAGAAACAUCAACAUCUUCCACUGUCUGGUGGAGAUGAAUGACCACUCAAUUCAUCAGGAGAUAAAAGAGUUCCUGAAGUCAGAGAACAGAUCAAAGAAGAAACUCUCUGAGAUCCACUGCUCAGCUCUGGCCUACAUGCUGCAGAUGUCAGAGGAGGUUCUGGAUGAGUUGGACUUGGACAAGUACAACACAUCUGCAGAGGGAAAACUAAGACUGAUUCCAGCUGUGAGGAACUGCAGAAUGGCUCUGUAA